Thalassophryne amazonica is the source of this 1915-nucleotide messenger RNA. RefSeq names its product formimidoyltransferase cyclodeaminase (gene ftcd). The coding region runs from base 64 to 1683 and encodes 539 amino acids. The record is from RefSeq and is a predicted model, not a curated record. Gene Ontology annotation, molecular function: folic acid binding; transferase activity. NCBI's taxonomy places the organism in Eukaryota, Metazoa, Chordata, Actinopteri, Batrachoidiformes, Batrachoididae. The transcript is spliced from 14 exons.
CUGGACUUGGACUUGUGGACUCUGGGUGUCUGAGGCCUCAGUGUCUUUUGGUCCACAGAAGAAAUGUCUCAGCUGGUGGAGUUGUGUCCCAAAUUUCUCGGAGGGCCGAGACAAGAGGUGAUUGAUGCAAUCGCUGCUGCGAUCUCCGGUACCGCCGGCUGCAGUCUGCUGGAUGUCGACCCCGGCACCUCCACCAACCGCACCGUCUACACCUUCGUGGGCUCUCCUGAGGCCGUGGUGGAGGGAGCGCUGAACGCCGCCCACCGAGCCUUCAGCCUCAUUGACAUGACCAAACACUCUGGUGAGCACCCGCGGACUGGAGCGCUGGACGUCUGUCCCUUCAUCCCUGUCCAGAACACCACCAUGGAAGACUGCAUCACCUGUGCUAACGCCUUCGGACAGAGACUGGCGGACAUGCUGCAUGUGCCUGUUUAUCUGUACGGAGAAGCAGCACGAAACGAGGCGAGGAGGAGUCUUCCCUCAGUGCGGGCGGGAGAAUAUGAGGCCUUACCUGACAAGUUGAAACGAGAUGAAUGGGCCCCCGACUUUGGCCCCGCCCUCUUUGUCCCGUCAUGGGGUGCCACGGUCACCGGUGCACGUAAAUUCCUCAUUGCCUACAACGUGAACCUGAUUGGCACAAAGGAGCAGGCUCAUCGAAUCGCACUGGACAUCAGAGAGCAGGGGCGGGGCCAAGGCCAGCCUGGACUGCUGAAGAAGGUGCAGGGCCUCGGCUGGUACCUGGAGGAGGCCAACAUGGCCCAGGUGUCCACCAACAUUCUGGACUACGAGCUGACCCCCCUCCACACCGUGUACGAGGAGGUCUGCAGAGACGCUGAGGAGCUGAGGCUGCCUGUAGUGGGGUCUCAAAUCGUUGGUUUGAUUCCACUGAAGGCCCUGCUGGACGCUGCAGACUUCUACAUCAGUAGAGACAGGCUCUUCAUCCUUGAAGAGGAGCACAAAGUCAGACUGGUGAUCAGUAAACUGGGUCUGGAUUCUUUGGGGCCAUUUAACCCAAAGGAGAGGAUUAUAGAGUACAUGGUGACACAGCAGGAAAACAAAGGACUGGUCUCUCUGACCCUGCAGCAGUUUGUUCAGAGUGUCGGGGCCCGGACAGCGGCUCCUGGUGGAGGAUCUGUUUCUGCCGCUGUGGCUGCGUUGGGGGCAGCGUUGGGUGCCAUGGUGGGCCAGAUGACUUACGGGAAGAGGCAGUUUGAGAACCUGGACGGUGUGAUGAGGAGGCUGAUUCCUCCAUUCCAUCAGGCCAUGAAUGAACUGCUGGUCAUGGUGGACGCGGACUCCUCUGCCUUCAACAGCUACAUGGCGGCGCUGAAAAUGCCGAAGAACACUGCAGAGGAAAUUCAAAGGCGAGACGAUGCUAUGCAGGACGGUUUGAAGAAGGCGGUCGGCGUCCCGCUGGCUCUGGCUGAGCGGAUCAAUGUACUCUGGCCCCACCUCAAAGAAAUGGUCCUCUACGGAAACGUGGCCUGCAAGUCUGACGCUCAGGUGGCAGCGAAAACCUUGGAGGCGGCUGUUUUUGGCACCUAUUACAAUGUUGUCAUCAACCUGAAAGACGUCCAGGACAGCGAUUUCAAAAUGACCACUCAGUCAACAGCGGAGGCGUUACUCCAGGCGGCCAAAGAUGGCGCCGCUGCCGUUCUGGAUGCUGCUGACAACAGAAAGUGAAACCACAGAGUGGCGAGAUUUAAAGUUUUCUUUAUUUAAGAAAAAUGUGGUUUUAAUAACACAAUGCACACAGAAAUAACUUGGUCACAUCGAACAGUUUGCUUAUAAAUGUUUGACCAUUUAGUCUGUUGUAAACAAUGUUACAUUUGCAUUUUUUUUUAGAAGCCAACGAAUGAUUUUUUUUUUAAAGAUAUUGAAUUUUUGAACAUUUUGACUUGAUAAAUUAAAAAAA